GCGUUCGGGUCGGAGCGCGGGGUGUGACCCGCGCGGGCCGCCGUAGUCAGCUGCCGCGGGCAGGAAGUGUCCGGGAGCGGUGGAGGCAGCACUAUGGCCCCGGACCCCUGGUUCUCCACAUAUGAUUCUACUUGUCAAAUUGCACAAGAGAUUGCUGAGAAAAUUCAACAAAGAAACCAGUAUGAAAGAAAUGGUGACAGUACAACCAAGCUUACCGUGACAAUCAGAGCUUUGUUGCAGCAUCUGAAGGAAAAGAUCGCCCUUUUGAAGGACUUAUUGCUAAGAGCUGUGUCAACACAUCAGAUAACACAGCUUGAAGGGGACCGAAGACAGAACCUACUGGAUGAUCUUGUAACCCGAGAGAGACUACUCCUGGCAUCCUUUAAGAAUGAGGGUGCAGAGCCCGAUCUCAUCAGGUCCAGCCUGAUGACGGGAGGGGCUAAGCGAGGCGUACCCAACCCUUGGCUCUUGGAGGAGCCGGAGGAGACCAGAGGCUUGGGUUUUGAUGAAAUCCGGCAACAGCAGCAGAAAAUCAUCCAAGAACAGGAUGCAGGCCUCGAUGCCCUUUCUUCUAUCAUAAGUCGCCAAAAACAAAUGGGGCAAGAGAUUGGGAAUGAGCUGGAGGAACAGAAUGAGAUCAUCGAUGACCUUGCCAACCUGGUGGAGAACACCGACGAGAGGCUCCGCACCGAGACCCGGCGUGUGACUCUGGUGGACAGGAAGUCAGCGUCCUGUGGGAUGAUCGUGGUGAUUCUGCUGCUGCUCGUGGCUAUUGUGGUGGUUGCGGUCUGGCCUACCAGCUAGCGGCAAUGACGGGACCACCAGCUGGACUCCUGCCCGUGAUGGAGAAAAGCUCAGCACCUUUUGAUACACGGAAGCUGCUCUCAAUAAAUCCCCUCAAAGCUCUGAACUCUCCAUGUGCG
This is a messenger RNA of Eptesicus fuscus (big brown bat), 923 nucleotides long. It is a transcript of the gene STX8, whose product is annotated as syntaxin 8. The record is from RefSeq and is a predicted model, not a curated record. Gene Ontology annotation, cellular component: endomembrane system; SNARE complex. Gene Ontology annotation, molecular function: SNARE binding; SNAP receptor activity. Bases 94 to 804 code for a protein of 236 amino acids. Gene Ontology annotation, biological process: intracellular protein transport; vesicle fusion. The transcript is spliced from 8 exons. NCBI's taxonomy places the organism in Eukaryota, Metazoa, Chordata, Mammalia, Chiroptera, Vespertilionidae.